GCCUCGAUGCGCCCCGAGACGUCAUUCGAAAACGCAUUGUGUGGAUUGAUAUAGUCUGCAUUUCCUGUGCAUCAGUUCUCACCCGUGCUUUGUGUGUUUUACGAGUAUCACUGUUCUGUGUCAGGCAAAUAUCCGAAGGCGCGUCAAGCGGAAUUGUAAUACGACAACGUGUGCAUCUCAUUGCUCCACUUCGUUUCUGUUACGAAAAAUCUGACCUCAAAAAUGCUAAAGGAAUGGGGAAAGUACGUGGUAGCAGUAACAAUAGUGUUUACAUUUGGAAUCUCACAAGGAGCUUUCCCCAGCCGCGAACUUCUUAAAAAGUCCAUUAAUGUCGGGGCAAUAUUUCCGUCAAACACGGUAACCGAGGUGGCCUUUGCAUCAGCUUUGCAACGAGCUUCAAUGGAGAGCGAGAAAUAUCGCUUCGUCUUGAAACCUGUGUACGUUCCGUAUGGAGAUAGCUAUGCAGCUUCAAAAGCCGCCUGUGAAUUGUUAGGCAGUGGCGUGAUCGCAAUAUUUGGACCGACGGACCGAAUUUCAGCAGCCGCGGUCGAAGCUCGAUGCAGAGCCGCUAAAGUACCUCACAUACAGGCAACAUGGCGACCUUCGCCGGAACGUGGAAUUGAAAAACCGAUUCCAGCAGGCGCCAAUGUGUACCCUGACUCGACAGCAUUCGCUUUUUUCAUGUCACGUUUUGUAAAGGACAGCGAUUGGAUUGCCUAUGCUCUUUUGUAUGACGAAGAUGAGGGUCUCUUAAGACUUCAAGAGAUAUUAAAACAUGCCGACCCAGAGCACAAAUGGACAUUACGAAGACUUACGCCUGGGGAAGAUAAUCGACCAUUGUUCAAAGACCUCAAGAACGACACACGAAUGACUAAAGUCAUCAUAGACUGUGCUGCUAGCAGGGUGCUGGAGUACCUCCGGCAAGCGAAAGAAGUUAAUUACUUUGAAGACUAUAUGAGCUACGUUUUAUCAUCCAUGGACGUACCGUCACUAGAUUUAAAAGAGUUGACGCAUGGUCUUUCAAAUGUAACGUGUUUCCGGAUCUUCGAUCAUGAGGAUUCACGCUCCAGAUCUUAUCUUGCCGAUUGGAAAGUUAGAGGAACCCCAGAAGUUAAUAUUCCACAUACACCUCAAGAAAUUUCUGUAGAAGCAGCCUUAGCUAGUGACGCAGCCAGAUUAAUAACAGACGCGGUAGAAAGUGCUCCUGAUGAAUUUCAAAUAGAAGCAAAGACGUUAGAAUGUGGUACCGAAGACCAAUGGGAAAUUGGUGAAGAGUUUCUUAACCAUAUUUUAACAAAUCCCAUAACGGGCAUCACAGGCAAUAUUCAGUUCGACAACACUACUGGCGAAAGAACUAAUUUUGAUGUUACUAUAAUGGAAUUAUCUUCUUUUGGAUUCAACAGAAUAUCACAAUGGAAUCCGGAAUCUGACUUUAUAAAUUUAAGGUCUGAACACGAAGUCGCUGAUAUAAGAAAAGAAAAAUGGCAAAAUAAGACCUUUAAAAUAGUAACCCGUAUUGGACCACCGUUUCUUGUUAUGGCGAAACCAAAAGAAGAAGGCGUAGAGUUAACUGGAAAUGACCGAUAUGAAGGUUAUUCAAAAGACUUAAUUCAUGAAUUACUAAAAGAAACUUUAAAUUUAAAUUAUGAACUAGUUAUUGUACCAGGAAAUGCCUACGGUUCUUAUAAUAAAGAAACGAAACAAUGGGAUGGACUCAUUGGUUAUCUUAUAGAUCGAAAAGCAGACUUAGCAAUUUGCGAUUUAACUAUCACCUAUGAAAGGAGAUCAGCUGUGGAUUUUACGACGCCUUUUAUGACACUCGGAAUCAGCAUUUUAUAUCUGAAGGCAACAGCCCCUGAGCCUGAGCUCUUUUCUUUUCUAAAUCCAUUUUCUGUGGAUGUUUGGAUAUAUAUGGCUGCUGCCUAUUUGGCUGUUUCUGUAUUUCUUCAUGUAUUGGCCAGAUUAGCUCCAAAUGACUGGGAAAAUCCACACCCAUGUGACAAGUCUCCAGAAGAACUAGAAAAUAUCUGGCAUGUCAAAAAUUCAUGCUGGCUCACUAUGGGAUCUAUCAUGACACAAGGAUCUGAUAUUCUUCCAAAGGGUUAUUCAACUCGUUGGAUUUGCGGUAUGUGGUGGUUUUUUGCUCUCAUUAUGUGCUCUUCCUACACUGCAAACCUCGCUGCCUUUCUCACAAAAACUGCCAUGGAGGUAACCAUUAAAGAUGUCGAAGAACUAGCUGGACAAACUAAGGUCAAAUAUGGGACUCUAGCCAAAGGUUCUACGUACUCUUUUUUCAAGCGUUCAAACGUUUCGACAUACCAAAAAAUGUGGGCCGCCAUUGAAUCAGCCAGACCUCCAGUAUUUGUCAAAAGUAAUGACGAAGGUGUAGAUAGAGUACGAAAGAGCAAACGAGGAUACGCAUUCAUGAUGGAGUCUACUACUAUUGAAUAUUAUAUGGCAAGAUAUUGUGAUUUAAUGCAAAUUGGAGGGUUGCUAGACUCGAAAGGAUAUGGAAUAGCGAUGCCAUUUGAUUCCCCUUAUCGCACAGAUGUGGACAACGCGUUACUAAAGUUAGCUGAAAGUGGCAAACUAAUAGAACUUAAAAACCGUUGGUGGACAAACCCUGAUGGAGAUUCAUGCACAGAAGAAGGAGGUGGAGACGACGACUCCAGUGGCGGGGAGCUUGGAGUGGAAAAUGUUGGUGGUGUAUUUGUUGUACUGGGCAUAGGGUGUGGUGUAGCCGCGGGGAUGGGUAUCUUUGAAUUUCUCUGGAAUGUUCGAGAAGUUGCUAUUGAACAAAAGAUGACUCCUACCGAAGCCUUUUGGGCAGAACUAACAUUUGCCCUGAGUUUUUGGGAGACCAAAAAACCUGUUCAACACUCUAGGAGUCCCUCGGUUGCAUCAGGUUCCAACAACGCAUCCAGAGCAUCAUCUGUGCUCCGAUCAGCUGCUGACUUGUUUCAAAAUGUUUUUAAGAAAUAGUCGAAAUAAAAAUUCUUUAAGGAAACAUUUAAUUACACUUCCAACAAAUGCAAAAAUCUAUAUUUAACUCAUUAUCUAUGGCUAAUUUGGCACAGAUUACAGUUACGAAAGGUACACUUGGAAUUUCGUGUGAUGACUCCACCCAUGAUGACGCUGAACUACGAUCCCGUGAAAUCUAUAUGCAAUUUAUGAAACAAAAAAACUUUAACGGUUUAAAAAAAUUAAACUGAACAGUUUUACUAUGGUAAAAAGAACAAGAUAUCUAUCUAUCUAUCAUAAUAAAAACACAUAAGUCGAGAUUUAUGUAUUUAUCUAUAAUCAUAUAAACUCAAUUUGUAGGCUGUGCAGUUUCACAACAUUAUUUAACAGUCUUUAAAAAUAUACGAACAACAAUUAACAUUAAUAUUAGCAACUUUCAAUGUAUCAGCUUCACAUACAUCACUUAUUUCCCUAUAAUUUCAAAGGUGUCGUGAUUGAUAGGGUUUACUAAGUCCUCCUCGAUUCCAAAAUGUCCAUAUCUAGGGAUCAACACGCGAUUUUUAACUGUAUGUUCAUGUUCGUAGUAACCUAGGGUUUGAAAGUGAACAUGUCAUCCUUUCGAAAGCUUAACCAACUUAUAAUAUGAUUAUUGGAGUAAGCUAGUUCGAAUGGUUCGAACACGUUACCUAUUACGUAGGCUCAUAAAAGGCACUGAGCUUGUCAAUUAUUUAUUAUGUCUUAGAUAAUCCAUUUAUUUAUAAUAGUUAUGUAAGAAAACAGCAUUUUUUUAUUUAUCUGGUACUUUAUAAUAUUUCUCUAUUUUUUUCUCACAUUUACCCUCAUUGCCUUGGCUUGCCUUGCCUGGAAGAGUCCACCUUUGCUUACCUUCUGUUCAAUAAAUAUUUCUAUUGUACUUAUUUGGUGCAAUAAAGAAAAUGAAAGAAGGGAAAUGUGUAUGGGGACGGACAUGGGUUUUUUUCAAUAUUCUACGAGGGCGCAUUGAUUGCCUCGAUCUUCUAUCUAACAAUCGUAAUCAAAGUGCCGAACUAGAUACACGCCAGUGUUUGAUGUUUUUUUCUUGCACCAAAACUACGGCUGAGUGGUGUGCUCCCGCGAUUUGUGUGAGGUAUUAAUAAGAAAUUUUUUUAUUAUAACCUCCACAUUUCACAUUCGUUUGAAUGAUCUAAGCGUAAGUUAAUAGUCGAUAUGUAUAUUCCAAUAAUUCAUUUUACACUUUACUUUUUCAUUAAUUAUCUGCGUGUGUCAUUAUCAGUGUAACUCCUAUCACUGUGUUGUAUUAUUUUAUUUAAAGGUUACCUACUGAAUUUGUUUAUGAUCAUGUUUGUUUCUAGUUGUGAAAAUCUGUCAUCGGCACAAGGUAACUAAAACUGAAUACAAAUAUUGUAACUUUUGUUAUUUCUAAUAAAAUAAAUAAAUUCAAAUUACUUGGGUUCGUAAGGGAAAUUCAUUCAGUGUUAUGGGCAGAGACAACCUAUAUAGGAACUACCACGUCAUAACACAUAAGAACUGCCAUAUAAAAAUUAGUAAUCAACACAGUUUCACAUCUCAUUUCUACUGCUUCAACAACAAUUACAGUACAAAGUACAAGUACAAAAUUAAAAAUGGCAGUGCACAUCAAGCAUUUUUACUCUAAUUUAUUACUAGUAAAAGAUUCCGCAUUUAGUAUUAAUUAUAACAUUAUAUAACUAUAAACUAACAGGAUUGUGAUACAGCACAUGUUUUUAGUAUAUUUCAUCAAAAUUUAUGAAAGAAGAUGCAGCUCUAAGUACAGAUACUGCUCUGGACUGUGAGCGCUCGCGCACC
Hyposmocoma kahamanoa is the source of this 4785-nucleotide messenger RNA. Its product is annotated as glutamate receptor ionotropic, kainate 2-like. Bases 223 to 2982 code for a protein of 919 amino acids. Gene Ontology annotation, cellular component: plasma membrane; postsynaptic membrane. NCBI's taxonomy places the organism in Eukaryota, Metazoa, Arthropoda, Insecta, Lepidoptera, Cosmopterigidae. The record is from RefSeq and is a predicted model, not a curated record. Gene Ontology annotation, biological process: modulation of chemical synaptic transmission; synaptic transmission, glutamatergic; monoatomic ion transport. The transcript is spliced from 16 exons. Gene Ontology annotation, molecular function: transmitter-gated monoatomic ion channel activity involved in regulation of postsynaptic membrane potential; glutamate-gated receptor activity.